Messenger RNA from Stegodyphus dumicola, 10290 nucleotides. RefSeq names its product glucosidase 2 subunit beta (gene GCS2beta). Gene Ontology annotation, biological process: N-glycan processing. Lineage: Eukaryota; Metazoa; Arthropoda; Arachnida; Araneae; Eresidae. The record is from RefSeq and is a predicted model, not a curated record. Gene Ontology annotation, cellular component: glucosidase II complex. Gene Ontology annotation, molecular function: calcium ion binding.
AGAAAGUUUUCUAUGUGCCUGAAAAAGAUUUCAACUGUAUAGAUGGCUCAAGUACAAUUCCAUUUAGUUUUGUGAAUGAUGACUACUGUGAUUGCUUGGAUGGAAGUGACGAACCGGGAACUUCUGCAUGUGACAAUGCUGUAUUCCACUGUAUUAAUGCUGGUCAUGUGUCUUUAAACAUUCCUUCUUCAAGAGUUAAUGAUAAUAUUUGUGAUUGUUGUGACGGCAGUGACGAAUACAAUAGUACAGCUGACUGUGUGAACACAUGCUUAGAACUUGGAAAACAAGCUAGAGAAGAAGAAGAGAAGCAGCAAGAACUUUAUGAAAAAGGUUUUGCUUUAUGGCAACAAUAUGCAACUGAAGGGAAGCAGAUAAAGGAGAAUUACAAAGUGGAACUAGAAAAUUUAAAGAAGUUAGAAAUUGAAGAAGAGAAAAUUAAAACUGAAAAAGAAGCUUUGAAAAAUGAAGCAGAAGACAAAGAAAAGGCCGCUUUAUCAGCUUAUAAAUCAGUGAAAGAAGAAGAAAUAAAGAAAGAAGAAGAAAUGGAAAUGCUUCGUCAUCAAGAAGAAGAGAGACAUAGUGCAGAGGAAGCAUUCCGAGAGCUGGAUAUUAAUCAGGAUAGCAUCUUAACUGUUCAAGAGCUUCAACAAUUCCAAAAAUUUGAUAGCAAUCGGGAUGGUAUUGUAUCUGAAGAUGAAGCUAAAUUUUACCUACAUAUGAAGGAUUCUCUGGCUAUGGAUGAAUUUGUUACAACUGGUUGGAUGAUAAUGAAACCAAUAUAUUUAAUGGACAAGUUACCAGAUAGUGAUGUUUCUAGUACUGAAACUGUAAGUCAAGAAAUUCCUGAGGUAACAGAAGCUGAAAAUGAGCAGGAAGAGUCAGAUGAUGAAACAUACAGCCCCGAGGAGGAUGGAAUGGAUGAAGAGCUUCUGGAUGAAGAUGAAACUGAAAAGCCACCAGUUUUUCCACCUAAAGAAGCAGAAACUGCGAAACCAGUAGAGCCAGAGUAUGAUGAAGAAACACAACGUCUUGUUAAUGCCGCCAAUGAAGCCAGGAAAGAAUAUAAAGAGAGUGUAGAUAAAUUGGAAAAAAUUAGACAAGAAAUUAGGCAGCUUGAGGAAAAUAUUGAAAUUGAUUUUGGACCAGAAGAAGAAUUUGCAGUACUGAAAGGGAAGUGCUUUGAUUUUGAUGAUCGUGAAUAUACAUAUCGAUUUUGUCCUUUUGACAAAGCAAGCCAGAUUGCAAAAUCAGGUGGAUUGAAUGUAAAUUUAGGUCUUUGGGGAUCUUGGGCGGGAUCUGAAAAUAAGUAUUCAAAAAUGAAAUUUGAAAAUGGCCAGAUGUGUUGGAAUGGGCCAACCAGAUCUGUUACGAUUCUACUACAGUGUGGAUUAGAAAACAAGUUGCUGUCCACAAGUGAACCAAAUCGAUGUGAAUAUUUGUAUGAAUUUAGCACUCCGGCUCUCUGCUCUUUACACACGGAAUCCCACACUGUUCAUCAACAUACAGAAUUAUAGAAUAGUAAAGAAAAUAAUGUAACAUAUAAAAUAAAUUUUGCAUAUAUUUUUGAUGCUGUCCAUAAAGUUAGUAGCAAUUUCAUGUAACGUCUUAAUUUUCUUAACACUAGAUUUCCAUGAAACUUUUGUGGUAAUUCCUAUUCUUGCAGUUUGUUUCGUCUUAAAAAAUGGAAAUUUUACAGCAGGGCUAUAUUUUCAUACAUUUCUGUGUAUUUCUAAAAUAUUUACAAAAAUGUGAUUUUAAGUUUUUUUAUCUAAAUGUGAUUCUCACGAAUUGACGUAGAGCCAUAAUAUUGACUAUUUCAAAUGAUGCUAAUUGAUGUUACGUUUAGUUUUAUGCAUGCUUUAUUUUAAAAAUGAUAUAAUUGAUCCCGUAUAUAAAUUUGAAUUGUGUGGGGAAAGGGAGCUUAAAAUCUAAUGUUUCAUUUCUUUAAAUUAUGUAUCUUUAAAAAAAAAUUGUUGUAGUUUUUAUUUAUUUUGUAUUUAAGAAUUAAUUAUUUUUCCUGAUCUUUCAGUGUGGUAAAUGCUUGGAAAGUAUUCAGUUUCUUAGACUGUCAUAUGAAUAUUUCAUAUUGUUCUUACCAGUUUGUCAAAUUAAUAAGCAAGUAUUUAAGACUUAAUAGUGAAUUUUUUAUGCCUUCACCAAAGAAUUAAUUUUAUAGCAUCACAUCAAAUACUGCUCAGUCAUUCUCACUUUACUUUUGUUGUAAUACUUUAACAUUUGAAUUAUAUUCAUCUCUUUCUUCUCUUGAAUGAGAGUAAGAAACUGCUGUAAAUUAUUCAUUGUAAAGGUAAUGAAAAUUAUACUUUUAUUACUUUGCUAAUCUAAGGCAGUUAAUUUACAAACAGUGAAUCCAUUUAACUUUGGUAUGAAGUUUUUUAUUUUCCAGUGCAUAUUGUUAUUCACAUUGUUCUUCAAAACAAUAGUGUUUUUAAAUCACAGUUCUCCCUAUUGUAUGAAACACUGUUUGGAGGGAAUUUGCAAUAAAAAAAGGCUGUCUUUCAUAUUAAAUGUGCAUAUUUUUCAACUGUGUUAAUAUAAUCAUCAUUGUCUGUUUGGUUGAGAAAAGUAUAAAAGUCUGGAUAUGUUAUUAACAUUAGAAAGGUGCAUGUUCAGAAUGUAGAAAAAAAUUUAUCUAAUGUGUUUUCAUAUAAAAGCCAAGUUCUAGUUACAGUUAAUUUAAAAGCAGGUGUUUGAAAAGGGGAGCAAAUAAAUGAAACAAUAAGUAUAAUGAAUGGAAUAUGCAUUUUCAUCUGGAACCCUUUCCUUGUAUGCUGUGUUUAUAGAUUUGCAGACUUCCAAAUUUCAGGAGGGAAAAGUGUUUUCCUUAGAAAGAAGUUAUUUAAUUUGAUUACCUCAUUUGUGUAUAAAACUAUUUAUAUUUUUAAAAAUAUCAGCAAUUUUAUUUCUGAAAUUACAACCACUCUUCUGGUUUAUUAAAUUCUGAAUAUGUUGUGGGGCAGAGUUUGAAGUUAAAAAAAAUUAUCAUCUGUUCAUCUAGAAAUGCAUAGUCAUAUAGAAAAAAACUCUGGUAAAGUGCUGUACAGUAGUUUAGAACAAUUUAAUGAUGCAGCACUAUCUGCUGUUGUUUCAAAAGGCUUGUUUUUUAAAGUCAUUGGGUGAUUGAUUCUUAGAAUGAAAAUGUUAUAGUUAAUGAAUAUAUACAUGGAGGAACUUAAUUUCACACAUUUAUUCCUGUAUUAGCUUCAUCAUUCCUAUUUAAAUAUAUUAAUUUUUGUUAGUUGCUAGACGUUAAUAAUAUGAUGCUAAUAUAUUACUGAGCAUAACUGAUAUAAUCAUGACCUAUGUUUCAAAAAGACUGAAAAGGAGGAAGAAAUGCAAAGUAUAAAAAAUGCAUCUAGAAUUUGCAAUGUUCUGCAAGUCAUCUUUUUGGGAGCAGCUGCUUCACACUGAAGGUUUGUAUUGUCUAAAUAGUGUUUUUGAUGUAAUUUUUAAUAAACGUAUAAUAUGCAUGAUAAUCAGUAAAGAGGGGAUCAAGAUAAUAAUAUAUUUUAUAGCAAUUGCAUAUAUCAAAUUGAAUAAGACUAUCAGCUUGAGAUCUGUAAAAAUGUGCUGUUUACAUAUCAAAUCAUAUUUAACUAUGCACUUCUGCUCUGGCAGUUUCCUGGAAUUUUAAAAUGCUGAUUAAUUCAAAAUGUAAUUAAAGAAGAAAUUGUACAACAUUCAGUACACGACAGAUGAAUUGAAAUAUAAACUUGAUAAGAUUUAUUUAAGUAGUCUUGAUGGUAAAUAUCUGUGAACUUGAAACGUUAGGUCAAGAAACGAUUUGUGGUGACAUUCCUCGGAUCUCUGGAUUUGAGAACUUGAAACUUGUAACACUAUUGUAAGUGACAUGCAAAAAGAAUCAGAUCUUCUUGAAAUAUUAAUUGGAUCAGAUAUUGCUGGAAAAUUUUUCACUAGUGGGUGGGGGGGGAACUGUUUUGAAAAAUUUUAGGCACUGCUUAUAGUGCACAGCAAAGAUGUAAGGAUGAGAUUAAAUGAAUUAUAACACAGUAUUUCAAGACAUACUAUCUGUAAAGUACAAUGGGAAAUAUCUAGUCAUGAUGUGGUGGAAACAAAGCAUAACUUCAUGCACAGGGGAUUAUGAUAGAACAUUUUAUUAGGAGAAAAACUUGAGCAUGUAUAUUACAGCAAUUCUAAUUCAUCUAAAAAUUCUUUUGGCAGACAGCCAAAAAUACGUAGUUCAACAUAAUGGGAUAAUCCUCUACACAGAUAUUCUUAAGCUAAAAAGAAGAAUAAACAUUAAUCAUUGCAUUUCAGGAAAUUACAGGUUAAAGUGUAAAAACACUCCUUUUCAAUUAUUAAUCCUUAAUAAAAAAGACUUCCUUGGAAAUGGUUCUCUGUAUGCUCUGGUUGCAAUACAAUCCUCAUAAGUCAGUAAAUUAGAACAUGAUGCAAUAUUCACAUCUUCAGUCAUAACUUCUUCACAUGACCAUAAAAUAUAUUCAGAUUUAUGUGGGCCUAAUUUUAUAUGCCAAUCAUGAAUGCAUUCCACAUAAGUUUGUCUUGUGCAAAGAGCAUGUUCACUUUCCUUAAGAAUAUGAACCUUCUCUGAUGUAGCCAAAGCCAAUUAAUUAUAUUAUAAUUCUUAACACUAUGGCAUUCAGCAUUUUUCAAGUUUACUCCUUAGUUUGGUUAUUUUGAUACUCCUUAGUUUGACCAUUUUCAGUACUUUGAUCCUCAAGCAAUAUUCUUUUGCUUGAUUAAACACUGCAUUUUCAUUAGCUUAAAGUUAUUGGUUUAGAAGUAGAGUUAGUUACAAAUUUAACAAAUAGGCAUUUUUUAUUACAUAAGUGAAUGGUGGCUUUAGAAUCAAUACGCCAAUAACCAUUUAAAUUAUUAACAUUUGUAAAAUGGUGAUUAGAGACUUACUGCACUUCAUUAUUCUUAUUUGAAGUAGUAGUUGAUUGACUUGCUGGAUUUAUUAGAUUAUAGUGAACCAAACUAAGGUUAUCUGUCUAAAUGGAGGCAUGCCAUCAUAGAAGACUUUGUGAGGGACUGAUAAAAAAAUUAUGGCUUGUGGUUCAUAAUACACUUAAGGAAAUCCAUGACUACCUCCGUAAGCUUGUUAACUGGAAUAUUUGGUAGGGAGGGGGACUGAUAUUAUACCCAUGGGAUAAACAGAUAAAAAAGUAUAUCAUCUCUUCAAGUCUGUUCCAGGUCCUUUAGGAACUUAAAUCAAAGUUCAGUACUUUUUUCUUUAAAAGAAAUAGUAAACAAACAUCCACUGUAAAAUUAGAAUUUUUCUUUUUGAGUUUGGCCAAUGACCUGGCUGACCAAGCAGCAAAAAAUUCAGUAUAUAUGUUGCAAGAAGGAUAGGAUUUAAGUGAAAUGGAAAAGUUUACCUGUAAAAUCUUUCCAAAGUUUGGCAUUAAAAGAAUAAGCAGAGAUUAUUUAAUUUUGCAUUUAGCCACUAGUCGUGGGAAAUUUCCCAUGUAUUUUCAAAGCUUCCUUUAUAAAAAUGUUAAAUGUUACUCUGAAAAGCUGCUUUUGAAGCAAAUGCCUUCCACUGUAUAUAUGAUUGCACUUUGGAAAAAGAGCAUUUUGUUUCAUAGGCCAGUGACAAGUAUAACUCUAAAUACAAUUUUUUUAAACUUGACUUCUCUGUUAAAGGACUCAUGAGAUUUAUUGUAGACAAUGAAUAUAAGAUAAUUGUUAAUUUAUAAACAAUAUUUGUGUAAUAUGUGUAUUUAUUGGCCUGUACAUUAGCAUAAAUCUGUUUAAUUGUGUACGUUACAGCUAUGUUUUAGUACAACUGUUACUGCCAAUAUAUGAAACCUGAUGUUCUAUAGAAUACUUAGGCCUUAUAUAAAAUGCCUCAGAUUGGCAAUGCAUGAUCUUUCUUUCGCUUUGUAUAACUAGCAUUUGUCAUUCUAUUAGAAUGCCUAAGUAUUAUGUACGAUACCUAAGUAUUAUAUUCAUUGCCUAGGGGAAGCUUAAAAUAAUUCUCAUAUCUCAUACUUUUCUUAAAAAUGCCUAGGUGUUCUAUUGGAAUGUCGACUUUUCAUACAUUGCCAGUAACACAUGAAUUAUAGAUAAUACUCCUGUUAUGCAUUUAAGUAAUGUAGCUUUGUUGUAUUUGUACUGCAAUAUUUAUAAUAUAUAACAUAGUUAACUCUGCAGGUUAUCAAGUGUUUGGCCUGUAUUACUUUUAAUGUAAGUAGAGCUGGCAAAAAAAAAUAAUAAUAAUAAUAAUAAUAAACUGAGCUUUUAGAUUCAAACUAGCAUCUGAUAGUGCUGACCACCAUAUCAAAUAGGGUGGCUUGAUAAUAUUAUUGUGGAAAUUUAUGAGAAACCAGUCAAAAGGGCAUUUAAUCAACCAUUAAUUCACCAUUAGAUGCUAGCUCGUAUGUGUACAUAGAGUCUCAAUUGUCAAAUAAGCAGGAGGAAAAUAGUAGGACUUUAAGCCCAUAUUUUGUGCCUUAUAUAUCAGCUUUUCAAGCAAUCUCAGCUUGCUUUCCUGACACAUAUUAUUUCCAAUGAAAUCUUACAAAUUGUUUCAGCUUCUCCAUGAUCUGUUUUAAAAGCAAAAAUUGCAAAUGAUGAUUUCAUAAUUCUUGUUUGUACAAUGAUGACAUAGUGUUCAAGCACUUCAAGAAUAUCCUGCAGCUUUAUCAUUUAGUUGCAGUAAAUUAAGAAUUCCUUCAACUUCUUCAGAGGUGUGGUAUUGGUUUUCUAUUUUAGACUACCUCUUGGAAAAUCUGAAUUUGAGAGGUGAUUGUUCUGUAACCUUUUCAUAUGUAACAAAAUUCUAUCUCAAUGUGUUUUAUUAUUAAAUACAUUCCUUUUUUUUCUAUUUACAGUAUGUCAGUAAGUUUUCAGCUGUGAGUUUCUACCAUUUAUUGCAAUUUUUAUGGCAGAAACUGAUUUAUGCCGUACCUGUUUUACUAUGUUGUAAUAAUAGUUUUAGCCACUUUAGCAGAAAACGUUGCCAACCUCAUAUUGACAAAUCCAAAAUGAUCUAAGAGUACGUUUUCCUAAAAAAUAAUUUUUUAGGUAUAAAAAUGCUUUAUUAAUUUUAUUUGGGUAUUCAUUUCUAUAAACUUCUGUCUAAAUUUUUAUAUUUUCCUGGCAGCUUCUUUUUCAUCAUUCCUGAAAUGCAUUGAUUGAUUUGGCAGCUCGAAGAAAGGAAUAAAACCAAAAUUGAGCUUUUGGGAAAAGAUGAAAAAACAGCUUUUCCCCUUUGAAUGUAUAUCAUGUGCAGGGCAGCAAAAGAUGGUCUUUGUGAAAAUCUCAUAACGUUUUAUAAAUAUUCUGCAUAAUGAGCUGAUUAUGGCUUCUGUAAUAUAAAUUACUGCCAAAUUUCAACCCUCUUUAAUUUCAUCUAAAUUAAGUCUAAGCAUUAUUUUACCUGCAUUAGAAAGUUUAUCUCUGGAGAAAAACUGAGAAAGAACAGCAUUGUUAGCAGUUGAGGCUUCCUCUCUUAAAUUUAUUGAAAGUAAUAAAUCUAAAUACAGACUGUCAGCUUCAAAUUAAAAUUAUCUCAAUUCUGAGUCAAUAAACUUUUGAAAUGUUGAAUGCUUUUUCUGUGUAACUAUUCUGUAGCUGCAGUAAAUCCUGGUUCAGAUAUUUCAUUGGGAGGGGGGGGGAGCCUGGGAUGUGAGCACCUUUCUUUUGUUAAAACUUAUCCUGAAAAGCAGAUUGCAGGUAUUUUUGUUUCUUAUGAGUGGUCUUUUUUCAUUUACAUAAGCACCAUAGAUGUAUUACAGUAUGCUGACAAUUUAAUUAUUCUCUGAGUGCUUAAUCUUUUUCACAUCAUUGAAAAAUGAAAAGUGAUGAUUGAAGAAAUAUUCCAACUUUUUUAUUAAAUAUUUUUAUUAUUACAUUUGGAGGGUAAUGGAAGCAUUACUUAUAGAAAUAUUAAUACCUUUUUGCCUAUCAUUUGAGAGAGUUUAAUAAGUUGCUUUUUCUCUGCAAUAUUUUUUUUUUUUUUUUUUUUUUUCCAUUUCCGUGUAAGUCCAAAAACAAUUGCUGAUUUAGUUAUUCCAGAUUCACUUCUAAUAUUUUAAAAUAUAAUAUUGUGUGCAAUUUUUCUUGUGCUUCAGUCUGUGUUGAGUUAUAACUGUGAAAAUCUCCUGAUUGGUUUCUUUAUUCAUGAGCCGACUGAAAAAAGGAGAGGCAUAACCUUUCAUCUGAUAUUUUAUUUUGUCAAAGCCAGACAACUGUUAACUAAACAAAAUGUCCAUUGUUUAUGAAAUACUUAGUCAUAUCAAAAUAAACUUGUUAAAAGCUGUAUUAUAUUGUUGUACUUGCUUUUUUCUUAAUGCAUUCUUAUGUACAAGUUGAUAGCUGUUUGGUGCUAUUAAAAGAAGAACUUUACAGCUGUAUCAAAGGAGCACAGUUUAAGAUCCUAAGAAUAUUUUAGAAAUAUAUGUAUAUACAUAAAUGUUUCUAUGUAAAAAUUUUUGUCUCAUGAAUACUUAUUUUAAGAAUGUUUUCUAUUACCCUGUGUGUAUUUUUCAAUUUUAUUUCUUGUCUUCAGUUUGUAUGCUGUUUUAUGUAAAUGUCUCUUCGCUGAUUACUUUUGGUUGUAUAAAAGUCUAAAAAGUUGGAAGAAAUUUUUACAGUUUGAAAUUUUUUAAAGUGAGUUGUUUCUUAUGUUAUUCUUGAGCUUGUGCAGAAAAGUAGCAUUUGUAUUAAAUUUAAGUUAGUGUGAUAGUAAUAAAACUACCUAUUUGCAUAUUUUAUUCCAUGUUCGGAUACCUGGAAAUCUUAAUAAAGAAAAAUUCAGUUUAAUGGAAACAAACUUUUAUUGCUAAAUUUAUGAUUUUUUGCUUGUCCCCUUGUCUUAGUUACAAGUAUCCAAUAUUUUGGGAUAGAACUAUGCAUUUAUUUGUAAAAUAUCUAAGUAUGUUAAAAGUAUGUUUAAACAAUUUUCUUUUAACGUUUUGAAUCAAUCUUAGUAUUUUCUAUUAUUAAAUGACAGAUUUGAAAUUCAGUAUCAAAUACUUGAAAGUGUAGUUGUGAAAUAAUUUUAAGUGCUAGAUAUCAACACUGAUUGCAGUCUCUGUGAGAAUAAAGCACUCCGUCUGACUUCAGAAUUUAAGAUAAGCUGUAAUCAUCAGAAGUCUGAAAUUGUGAAGCCAAGUAUGAAGAAUUUAGCCUUCUUAUUUAUUUAUCGUAUUAAUCUGUGGAUUAAUUCACAUUUCUGAAUUUUAAUUCAAGUGAAAAAAAUACCAGGUGUAACAGAACUUUCUUUUACUCUUUUUGUACAGUGCCCGAACCAAAGAAAAUCAACUUUGUGUUUUUAAAUCAAAAUAAAGCAUAUCAGAAAUUCUGAAGGUUUUUUUCCUAUGAUGUUUAGCAGUUGUAUUUUUAUGGUUUUUCAUGGCUAUUUAUGAAUUAUAUUAUUUUGAGCUUUGCUAUAUUUAUUAUUUAUUCAAAAUAAUUGUAGGUGUUUUAAUGUUUCAUGUACUUUAUAACUCGCAUGUUUUCAUUUCACUCACAAAUAAGUAAACAUUGGAAACAUGCUAAAAUAUUUAUGGUUUUGCUGCUUUUUCCAGUUAUAAUGUACAUUCCAGUGUUCUUAUAUCUUACUCCAUUUAAAAAAGUGAAAUCAUGCAAUGUUUUCAGUUUUUUUUUUUUUUUUUUUUUUUUUUUUUUUUUUUGUCAUUAAUCUCUCUGGCUGUGCAUACUUAGGUGAGGGUUUUUAUUUACAGCCAAAUACUUGAAAACUUUGAAGAGCAAUGGGAAAUGUUUUGCUUUGAGAGAACAUUGUUGAUUAAAGUGGUCAAAGGACAAAGCAUAAUGAUGAAAAGUGUAAAUUCUGAAAUAAUUAAAGAUAGAAGUUAGUUGCAAAUUAACAAUAUAUAUGGGUAGUUAUUUCUUUUGGAUGUGAUUUAAAAUUAGUUCAUUCUAAUUAGAUUCUCAGUUACAGGAAAGUAGAAGAUUAUAUUAACCUUUAAAAGUGGCUUAAUUUUUAAAUUUUUCUUUGAUUAUUUGUAAUUAAAGAUACUGGAGGCAAAUAAAAUGGGAAAAACCUUUUAUAUCAACUCAUUUCUGACUCAGAGCAAUUUAAAUAUUGGAACCUACUAUGGGUAGCUAUGUUAUCGAAGUUACCACUGCAUCAUUUCUGUGACUCAGUUUUAAGUUCCAUUUUAGUUUCCUUGCUGAAAGAAAAAAAUCACAUUUAAAUAAAGUUAUGGUUUGAGUUCCUUAUCAUAGUUAUAAAAUCAGUUAUAUCCAUAAGAUUUCACUAUAUUAAAAGGGGAAAUGCUAAGAAAGCUCUAUUUCGUAUUUAAAAAAAAAAAAAAA